Messenger RNA from Ciona intestinalis (vase tunicate), 2503 nucleotides. Its product is annotated as myosin-VIIa. Lineage: Eukaryota; Metazoa; Chordata; Ascidiacea; Phlebobranchia; Cionidae. The record is from RefSeq and is a predicted model, not a curated record. Gene Ontology annotation, cellular component: cytoskeleton.
AAAUUACAGCAGGUUAUAUUUAUGAAAUGAUAGCGACGCUGUAUAUGCACCACCACUAAUAUGUUGUCGAAUCUGAACGGAAACAGUUCUUGUUCCCAGAAGAAUGGUUUUGCCAACGGAAACCACGGAACAAACAAAACGUUGGACAAGAAACCAAAAGAGAAUGGAUCCGUAACUCGAGAACUACCACGGGGUGUCCGAGAAUUACAGAAAGCAUGUUUUACACCUGGAGUAAAAGGCUAUUUCGAAAAAAGGACCCGCUUGCCUGUGCUGAGAGCAACCAAUCUUUCCAUAUCGUGGAAAAAUAGAUUUCCUGGUAACAUAGCUCGGUCUUCUUCACGAGUGACGUCGCAGACGGAUGAAUCAAUGAGGAAACGUUGCAAUUCAGCAGCCACUGAUUUUAGAGACACCAACGAUACACGGGCAGUUCGGGCGUGUUGGGAUGUUAUAUUAUCUUUCAUGGGCGACGAAAACGAAAAUAUAGAAAAGGGACAGUCCACUCGACUUUUCGAGUCAACGAUUCAGGACAGACGACGUCAUUUUUCUUCAAGAAAGAAGAUUUGGCGGAAAGCAAUUUCUGAAUCAAAAAUCAACACAAAAAAGCGACCACAAUCGUUACUCAUUGAACAACGUAACGGUCAUGACGCACUGUUAACUGAUACAGAGCUCAGCAACUUAGCAGAGAACAAAUUCGCGGAGCUUACAGUUUUGGAAAAGGUUCGAUUCUUGGCAAACGUCGGGCUGCAACACCGCCUCUUACGGGAUGAGAUAUAUUGCCAGAUUCUAAAGCAACUUGUACACAACCCAUCUUUGCGAAGUAGCGCACUAGGGUGGAUUCUAUUAGCUACCAUUAUAGGAUCUUUCCCACCCUCCAAACAGAUUAUUUUCUACUUAAAAGAAUAUUUGGAAGGCCAAGGUACUGAGUCGGCUGCUUAUUGCCAAGAAAAAUUGGACCGAAUUCUCGUCAACGGAGAACGAAAAACUCCGCCUUGUUCUUUGGAAUUGCAGGCCGCCAAGUCCCGAUUGAAGAUUCGAGUUCCCGUUAUAUGCAUGGACCAUUCCGUGCGAACAAUUUACGUCGAUUCAGCCUCAACUUCUGAAGAAAUGUGUCGAACUAUGACUACUAAAAAUAGACUUGGAGAUUCGUAUGGAUUUUCCCUAUUUCUCGCCAUGGAUAGUAAGUUGGUGCCUCUGGGCAACCGUAACUUUUACAUAAUGGAUGCAAUCUCCCAAGCUGAACAUUUCAGCAAAAUAAACAGCGUUCACGAAGCGUGGAGGAUUUAUUACAGAAGAGAAUUCUUUUCUCCCCGAGACGCUGGUGGAAUCCAAGAUAACCAGAUGAGAGCCUGGCUCACUUAUUCACAGAUUUGCGGCGGCGUCCAGUCUGGUGAAUACCAGUGCGUUAACUCGCAGGACUUGGCGCUGUUAAUUGCCCAUCAGUAUUGCAUCAGACAUGGCUUUGACGACAUUGACAUGAAGCGUGUAAUGGGUGUAUGUGAGCACAGCCUUCCAGCCUCCCUGUACGGCGAUGACAAGGGGAAAAAGUGGUGCCAAAUGGUCUAUAACACACUGAAAGCACUUGCGGAGAAGUCACGCUCUGGUGCUUGUCUUGAGCCAAUAGAAAUAAUGCAACAAGUGAUCCGAUACGCCACGAUAGCUUUUGUCGCAAAUUUUACCAAAUCGUUCAGGUUAUCCACUUUUAAAAGUAUAACCGAAGGUGGCAGACCGCUAACAAACCUCACACUUCAGUUGAACCACGAAAACUUGGAGUUUCGGCCCGGGUGCGCCAACUCGCGGACAAAUAAUAAUUUGACAGGCGAUGCCAAACAGGAGCUAAUUACGAAAAUCGGAGUCGAAAAAGUUCGCAGUGCAGUUGCUUCUGAUGUGAGUAAACUUGGAGACCCGCAGUUCACACUAACGUUAUACGACAACACCAAAUACCUUAUUUCAUCCCCACAAACACAUGAGAUCGUUUUCACUCUAAAGCAGUUUAUAACCGAAAUUCGGAGAGGCGAACACAACGAAUCGGAAGCUUAAAUUUCAACAACUUUACUUAUUCUUAUUUUUUGUCAACAGUAUUUAACUAUAUGCCGUCAACUGUAUAGCGAUGUUAAAGUAAAACAAUUAUUUCGUUGUUCAGAUACACAAACCUCAGUGUAGUUACCUAAGUGUUCAUUUCAAUAUACUGCUGAUUCGCUUUAAUCGUUUGCUGCCAUACAUAUAGCUUGCGCAGGCUUUCUAAUUGCCCUAUCAAUUAUACUUCCCACUGUAUAAAUUCAGAAUUGCAGUAUUUGGCUGUAAAAAAGAGGUUCAUAUUUUGGAAUGCUGGAACCAUAGCGAGGUCUCAAUGAAUAAUGCCCGAAAUACAUAAUUUUCAGCCUAAAUUUAUGCUGCUUUCUCUUGCCAUUACUUUUUCUUAUGCUUAGGCCUACUUUAUUUCUGAUUCGAAAUGUUGGUUCUUAGCUGUUGUUGGUCUUAGAUAAAGAUGUCGUUUCUACGUUUA